Macrobrachium nipponense is the source of this 1296-nucleotide messenger RNA. RefSeq lists its product as uncharacterized. The transcript is spliced from 2 exons. The record is from RefSeq and is a predicted model, not a curated record. The coding region runs from base 1 to 1296 and encodes 431 amino acids. Lineage: Eukaryota; Metazoa; Arthropoda; Malacostraca; Decapoda; Palaemonidae. Gene Ontology annotation, molecular function: zinc ion binding; nucleic acid binding.
AUGCUUCUUACAGAGAAUUGUGCACGAUCCAUGUGGAUCGAAAGGCAGAUUUGGACGACGUGUCCAAAUUUACUUACUUAUUACCAGGUAGCGUUAGAUCUCUUGGAUAAGCAAUAUGGUAAUGUACACCAAACGCUCGUGAUCUUGCAUCGAAAACUUGUCAACAUAUUCGUACCCUCGUUGAACCCCGUAGAGCUGAAGAAGUUCAGGUUUGAGUUAACAGUGAUCAUUGAGCAAAUAAAGAGGCUCAGUACUAAUGAUAUUGGCCAUGGCAUGGUCAUGAGCCUUAUCAAUCAGAAGUUGUCAGAAGGUAAGAUCUAUCGAAAGGUGGUCGAACACCUAAGAAAAUGUGACUAUAAUUUAGAAGAAUUUUUUGAACCUAUAGACUUCAUAAUUCGCAUGUUGGAAGAUGACACGUUACAGCGAGGCGAAAAAUUAGAAUCUGAUAAGAAUAACGAUGUCAGCGUUAGACCCAAAACGAAACCUAUGCAGAAUAAUUCUUGUCCCUAUUAUAAUGAACGGCACCCGCCUCACGGAUGCCGCCGAGUAAGUGACAUGGCUGCCAGACGCCGCAUUCUACUAAGAAAGGGCCUGUGUUUUAAUUGCCUUCAGUCAGGUCACCGUAGUGAUAGAUGCUCUAACCCCAAUUCAUGUAAAAAUUGUGGAAAUAAUCAUAAUACUACCAUUUGUGAUAACAGCAGCUUUAGAAAAGCACAUUCAGUUCCCUCCACUUCGUCCCAAAAUAAUCCUAGUUUAGUAAGUAACAGUCAAGUUACAACCUCCCGCCCUGUAGUAAAUGCAACGACCAGACAGCACGAUAGAAACCCCCAUCCGCCCAAAGAGAAAGUAGAAUCACAAUCGUGUAAGAGCGCUAAAGUAGCCCAAACGUCUAGUGUAGAUCUUCCCUGUACGAUUUUGCCAACGGCCAUGGCCGAGAUCCAUCAUAAGCAGGGGAGUAAACGGGUUCGCUUGUUUUUGGACACUGGGAGUCAACGAAGUUUUAUCUCCGCUAAAACUGCAAAGCAGUUAGGCCUGCCAGUGGUAGGCAAGGUGGCAUUAAACAUUGCUCCUUUUGGUUCAGCAGAAAUCAGUGGCCAGUAUGACGUAGUGAGUUGCCGGGUAGAGAUGGGUAAUAGAAUUGUUCGAAUGAAACUAGUUGUUCACGAGAACGUAGACGUCCCGAUUCAUAACGCAGGGAAGGGAGUCACGUUAGCAGAUCCUGACAGUAAGAGCAAUAAGUUACGAAACGUGCACAUUCUUGUGGGUGCUAUUUUAAUUAUUUCAUUAUUGGAGUAG